This is a messenger RNA of Passer montanus (Eurasian tree sparrow), 10135 nucleotides long. RefSeq names its product Ras association (RalGDS/AF-6) and pleckstrin homology domains 1 (gene RAPH1). NCBI's taxonomy places the organism in Eukaryota, Metazoa, Chordata, Aves, Passeriformes, Passeridae. The transcript is spliced from 15 exons. The record is from RefSeq and is a predicted model, not a curated record. Gene Ontology annotation, cellular component: plasma membrane; cytosol. Gene Ontology annotation, biological process: signal transduction. The coding region runs from base 328 to 4113 and encodes 1261 amino acids.
CGGGGCGGUAGCGGCGUGUAGGGAGCGGCGUCUCCGCUGCUGGGCAGGGACGCGCCUCGGCCGCCGGGCGGAGGCGGUUCCGCGCUCGGCGGAAACAAGGAACGGGAAAGGAAGGGAGCGGCGAAAGGAACCGGUAUCGGCGGCCACCAUUAGUGGAGGCAAGAGGAGCAGGAGCAGCAGCAACAGCAGCCGCCGAGGGGGUCUGCGGGCGGAGCGGACCCGGGUGCCGCCGCCGGCAGCGAGCAGGAGCGAAUCCGGCGCGCCUCGCCCCUCUGUUCUGUGGGGCGUCGACGCUGCCCGCCGGGGCUCCCCGGGAGCCGGGGCGAGAUGGAGCAAUUGUCAGAUGAAGAGCUUGACCAUGGUGCAGAAGAAGAUAGUGAUAAAGAGGAUCAGGACCUCGACAAGAUGUUUGGGGCCUGGCUGGGUGAACUGGACAAACUCACACAGAGUUUGGAUGCAGACAAACCUGUGGCACCAGUGAAGAGGUCACCUCUCCGCCAGGAAACCAAUCUUGCCAACUUCUCAUAUCGCUUCUCCAUGUACAAUUUGAAUGAAGCCCUAAAUCAGGGGGAGACUGUGGAUCUGGAUGCCCUCAUGGCUGAUCUCUGUUCCAUAGAGCAGGAGCUCAGCAGCAUCGGCUCUCAUUCAGCAAACAAUGCUGCCGUGAAACGCCUUGCCACAGAACCCAAAACUCAGAAACCACCUGCUAGUCGACCUUCCACAAAGCACAGCAGCGUGAAAGGAUUGUCCUCCUCUGCUAAGCUGACUAAACCAUCGCAUGCCAACGUGUCUCUGGAUGACAUCACUGCUCAGUUAGAGAAGGCCUCCUUGAGCAUGGACGAAGCAGCCCAGCAGUCUGUUGCGGAAGACACCAAGCCAGUGGUUACUGCCCAGCACAGGAGGACAGCAUCUGCUGGCACAGUGAGCGAUGCUGAGGUGCGCUCCAUCAGUAACUCCUCCCGUUCCAGCGUGACCUCGGCAGCUUCCAGCAUGGACUCCCUGGAUAUUGAUAAGGUGACAAGACCUCAGGAGCUGGACUUGACAUCACAAGGGCAACCGAUCACCGAGCACUCCUAUUUGGACAGGGAAACCUCCCUUCUUCUGAGAAACAUUGCAGGAAAGCCUUCUCAUUUGCUGACCAAGGAGGAACAGGCUGCUAAACUGAAAGCUGAGAAGAUUAGGGUUGCAUUAGAGAAGAUUAAAGAAGCACAAGUGAAAAAGUUGGUGAUCAGAGUCCAUAUGUCUGAUGACAGCUCAAAAACAAUGAUGGUGGAUGAGAGGCAAACAGUGAGACAAGUAUUAGACAAUCUGAUGGACAAAUCACAUUGUGGAUACAGUUUAGACUGGUCAUUAGUGGAAACCAUCUCUGAAUUGCAAAUGGAAAGGAUCUUUGAAGAUCAUGAAAAUUUAGUUGAAAAUCUCUUGAACUGGACAAGAGACAGUCAAAACAAACUAAUGUUUGUGGAACGUAUAGAGAAAUACGCACUUUUCAAGAAUCCACAGAAUUAUCUUCUGGGGAAGAAAGAAACCUCUGAGAUGGCAGACAGAAAUAAAGAGGUGCUACUAGAGGAAUGCUUCUGUGGAAGUUCUGUAACUGUGCCAGAGAUUGAGGGAGUUUUGUGGCUGAAAGAGGAUGGUAAGAAAUCUUGGAAGAAACGUUACUUCCUUCUUCGGGCUUCUGGAAUCUACUAUGUCCCUAAAGGGAAGGCAAAGGUGUCACGGGAUCUUGUGUGCUUCCUACAGCUAGACCAUGUCAGUGUUUACUAUGGACAGGACUAUCGGAACAAAUACAAGGCACCCACAGACUAUUGUUUGGUGCUAAAGCAUCCUCAGAUCCAGAAGAAGUCCCAGUACAUCAAGUAUCUUUGCUGUGAUGAUGUAAGAACUCUACACCAAUGGAUCAAUGGCAUCCGCAUUGCUAAGUACGGGAAGCAACUGUACAUGAACUAUCAGGAAGCACUGAAGAGAACAGAAUCAGCAUAUGACUGGACCUCCUUGUCUAGCUCCAGUAUCAAGUCAGGCUCCAGCUCAUCUAGUUUGCCAGAAUCUCAAUCAAAUCAUUCUAAUCAGUCUGACAGUGGAGUUUCUGACACUCAGACAGCUGGACAUGUCCGUUCCCAGAGCAUUGUCAGCUCCAUGUUCUCUGAGGCCUGGAAACGAGGCACUCAACUGGAGGAAUCCAGCAAGGCCCGAGUGGAGCCUGCAGGUCGGCCCUUGGUGUCUGUCGCAGCUCCCGUGUCCCCGCAGACGAAAGCGGUGACGCCCUACUCGGCAUCGCAGCCGUCCCCGCCGCUGCCGCCGCCCCCGCCCCUGCCCAGCCAGGCCGCCCCGUCCGCGGGCUCGCCCGCCACCAUGUUCGUCAAGUACAGCACCAUCACCCGGCUGCAGAACGCGGCCCAGCACGGCGGCCCUUUUUCCAAAGCCCCUGCUGCACAGCAGGCCCCGCCGCCGCCCCCAGCCUCGGCAAAGCCUCAGAUCCUGGUGCCCCCCAACGGGGUCAUGCCGCCCCCUCCGCCCCCACCGCCGCCCCCCACACCGGGCUCGGCCAUGGCGCAGCUGAAGCCGGCACCUUGUGGCCCCUCUGUGCCACAGUUCACGCCACCACCACCGCCCCCCAAGAUACAUCAGGUUCAACCAAAUAUAAGCCAGGCCGCUGUUGCCUCCUCGUUGCCACCACCGCCUCCUCCUGUGCCUGCCCCACCACCGCCACAGGCACCCCCAAAGCCGGUCAUGGCUGCUCUGCCCCCUCAGUCUAGUGGGAAGGCCGCGUCACCAGGGGUCACACAUGUCACUCCCCCUGUGACUGCAGCCUUGCCCCUUGCAAUAAAGAAACAACCAAGUAUCACUUCUCCCCAGGUGCCUCCUCUGCCCCCAGCCCCUCCCGGCCCCACUCCCCCUGCAACAUUCCCAAAGCAGCAGAGUUUCUCGGUAAAGCCUCCUCCAUCCCCUCAGUCCCCAGUGCCAUUGGUGGUGAAGCAGAUAGUCAGCCAGUUCCCCCCUCCUCCCACGCCACCUGCCACUGAGCCCCAGCCUCUGAAACCCCUUCCACUGAGCGUGGCUCCACAGUCGCCUCCAGCAGUGAAGGCAAAGCCCAAAUGGCAGCCUGCUGCUGCUCCUUCACCAGAUUUUCCCCCUCCUCCACCAGAGAGCAGUUUAGUGUUUCCUCCUCCACCUCCUUCCCCAGCCUCCUCUGCAGGUUCUCCCCCGCCUGACAAAUCAGGGUCUCCAGUAAAAAAGGCCGGCAAGACAUCAAGCCCUGGAGGGAAGAAACCACCUCCAACACCUCAACGCAAUUCCAGCAUCAAGUCCACAAGCUCUGCUGAGUACCAUGAGUCCAAGAGGCCUUCAGUGGACCGCCUUGUCAGCAAAUUUGCACACUCCCCAGAGCCGUCAGGAUCUCCUUCCAAGGAGUCUUCGCCUCCUCCAGCCCCUCCAAAGCCAGGAAAGCUCAACCUUUCUGGUGUGAGCCUGCCCAUUGUCCUUCCACAAGGUGGGAUCCCAGCCAAGGCUUCUGUUCCGAGUAUGCCUGGAAAGGAACCUGUGGUUGAAUUCCCUUCACCACCAUCCGAUUCAGACUUCCCACCACCACCACCUGAAAUAGACCUUCCUCCCCCUCCAGUAGAAAUUCCGUCUGUGUUUUCAGGCAGCACCUCCCCGAAAGUUGCUGUUGUAAAUCCCCAGCCACAGGCAUGGUCAAAACCAUCUGUGAAAAAAGCCCCACCACCCACACGCCCCAAGCGGAAUGACAGCACCCGACUGACACAGGCAGAGGUUGCAGAGCCCCCAGGCUCAGCUGGCCCACAAGUGCCCACCUCACCCAAGUCCAGCCUUAGCGUUCAGCCGGGAUUCCUGGCAGACCUCAACCGGACGCUGCAGCGGAAAUCCAUCACCCGGCACGGCUCGCUCUCCUCCGCGCGGAUGUCCAGAACGGAGCCCACGGCCACCAUGGACGACAUGGCCCUGCCUCCGCCCCCGCCAGAGCUGCUAGCUGACCAGCAGAAGACCAGCAGCUUUGGGGGCAGUCAUAUAUCUGGCUAUGCAACAUUACGGAGGGGGCCGCCCCCUGCACCCCCCAAAAGGGAUCAGAACACCAAGCUGUCACGGGACUGGUAGUCAGUCCCCAGGGCCAGUGCUCUCCAUGACUUGUGGGCUGCUCUGUGAUCCGCCAGCCCGUGAUCCUGUGCACAUGGAGAGGAUGUGGGGAUGUGGAUGAUAGCCCCAUUAAAAGAGGUGAUCUCAAACUGCAGCUAUGGCUAAAUGUAAAGACAUUCCCCUUUCAUGGCUAGGUUAAGAAAGAUGGGGGCUUAGGGGUGUUGAUACUUCAUUGGGAAAAGUGGAUAGAGAGGUGUUGGCUUCACUCUUUGAGUUUCUUUUACCCUUCUUAUGGAUUGGACCAAACCCCCAUUUUCUUAUUUUUCUGCAUUUAGGGGAGGGGGAGGGAGAUAAUUUUUUGUAGUGUCUGUCCAUGUGAGACAUGUUUGUGCAUGUAUAAUAAGUGUAGGUAUAUAAUAUAUUGUGAUAUAUUUCGUCGCAAUUAUAGAAGAUAACCAGAAUGUUUUUGUAGAACCGUAUUUAUUGUUUCAGUCAGUAUAUUAUCUGGAAUCGGACUCUAACUGGUCAAAUCUUAUAAAGAUGGAGAUGUAGGGGGCACUUUAAAGAAAAGAAAUAAAAAACUCAAACCCACAAACUUCUCAGCAGUUUGUGGUGGGUAAAUUCUGCAAAGCUGAGGUGUUCGGCUGGUAACUGUACGUUGUCCAUUGAUUGAAAAGUACAGAUGCAACAUACCAAAACAUUCUGGUCAUAAUACUACUGAAAAUGAGUAUGUUCAGAGGAAAGAAAUAGAUUUUAUAUAUAGUGGGCUGGAGUGAAAUAUAUUUAUACUAUAAAGAGCCUCCCCCUCCUUUCAAAUAGUUUAAAAAUAUACACUGAUAGAAAUUAUUUCAAACUUAUUUGUCCAUACAGUUAAGUAGGAUAAAUAUAUAUUAUUCCAAACCAUUAUGCAUUCUAACUGAUAAUAGGCUCAAUCAUUUGUUUCUGUGGCUCAAGAUGAAUAUAUUUGUGUUAACCCCUUCUGAAAGCUGCCAGGACUCCUGCAAUUGAAAAUCCUGCCAACCCCCAAGGCUGACCCACGCCGAUCGGUGAGCUGUGCGUGUAACUCUAACCCUGAAUGAACAGGUAGGUUUCUGUAGAAAGUCGUGUGUGCUCACACAGGCAUGCACAGCAUCCAGUCUCACCUGGUCUGGGCCUGGUGAGAUAUAGUGUCUUAAAAACACAAGCGUCUGGCAAUGUGUGAAAAAAGUAUUGUUUGUAAUGGAUUGGAAAUGGCCAGGAAACUCUCCCUUCUGGAAAGAGAGAAGGGAGCAGCAAUUUCAGGACAAGCAGAGUAGGAAUUCUCUCUGUUUUCUUUGACCCGCCAGAGACUCUGACCAGUGCAUUUACCUGUUUAUUACAGCAUUGCACUUCUAGCAGGCAAGGAAGAAGACUGGAAAUAAAACAACCUUAAAGAGGCAAUAACAUUUGCUAAGAAUUUCAUCUAAGGGCCCAUAUGAGUAGAAAAUAGACUAUUGGUUUGCUUGGUUUUUUGUUGGUCACCGAUUUACAAUCAGUCACCGCAUCAAGCAUGACAGUCCUUGUGAUAAGGUAGUGUAAGUGGUCUUAUGUGUCAUUGCACAUUCCUUGCAGGGUGGUGGGACACAGCCUUUGUAAAACAGCUAAAAUACUUGGACUGUAACUACCCCAUCUUGAGCUGUUACAGCUUCCCUUGUCAGCAUGGGGAUAUAGUCAAUACAUACUGUUAAUAGGCUCAUAGGGCAAAUAAUUUCACUGUUUGCCUACUUUUUCUCCAAAAGCAAACUUUAAACACUUUCUUUUUCCCAAAGAAUGAAACAAAGACAGCAGUUUGACCUGGCAGUAUCCACACAUGUGUAAAACAAAUAUAAAAUAAUCUCUCCUUAAAGUAAUUCAGGAUGAUAUUUAAGAAAUAUUGUGACAGUGUUCCUCUCCCCCAUUCCUUUUUUAUAAAGUUGUUUGGUUUUUUUUAAUCCAAAUGAUGAAAUAAAUGUCUUUGUGAAUAUUUUAUGAAUAGGAAAAAAGUUUUGCUAAUUUGAGGUGGAAAAUUACACAUCUAUAACUAUAUAGUUUUAAAUAGGUGCAUCAUGAAAAGAGAAAAAUUAGUGGUGCUGUCUCUGCUGAACUGUUUCAUAUGAUUUUUUUAAAAUCUGUUUCAGCACCUCUGGAAAUUGUUUUAAUAUUUCAGACUAGAUUUUUUGAGCAAUAAGAGUAUAUACCAUUAUGUGCAUUUUUAAAGCACUGCUAUGGAAAGGCACUUUUUUGUAUCUUUCAAAUUGUUCACCGAGUUUUGUUUCUACUAUUUUUGUGCUUACAAAGUGUCCUUAAAAGCAUUUGCAUUGUUGAUUAUAAGCAUGCUCAGUGUAGCUGGUGACUAACUUCACAGGAGUGUUGCUAAGCUAUACUGCAGUUCAUGGGUGCUGUAAUCUUCACGUUGCUCCUCCUGCUGCUGUGUCCUGUGCGCAGCUCCUGGGACUCAGACACACCAGAGGGCAAAAGGUGCUCGCUACAGCUCUAACUGCUGGGCCCUCAGCCAUGAAAGGGAACUGGGCACAUUCUCCUGCUCCUGGCAAGAUGCACCUGGGCUGAUGCAGCAUGUGCUCCCAGGUGAGAGCAGUCAGGGAAUUCUGCUUGCCCCACCUGCUUUUCUUUUCCCCAGGACAGCCUCACUGGUGUGUGUCAGUUCCAGCCCUUUUACUUUAGUUCACUCAGUGCGGGUACCUCUGGGCUUUGGACUCAGCACAUCAAUGUUUUCAGUGCAAUUUCUUCAGAGGCAUUUCAGCUUUGUUCUUGUUUUCCUGUGUCCACAUUUAUUUCCCCAUUACCUCUCCCUAGACAAUUAAUCCAUGCCUACUACUGCAGGCUACCCCCAGCUUGCUGGGAGACAGAUAUGUAACUCAAAAGUCUGCAGCAAAAAGAAUGAAUGUCAGCAAAGGUGGCACCCUGUAUUCCUUCUAGUUACAGUUUCCUUCCUAAGGCAGUAGUGAUCCAGUGAGAGGCUCUGGCUUGCUUUCUCUCAGCUGAGCAUGGAAAUUUGGCUACAGUGUGAUUCAGACAACCUGGUUGUCUUUUCAGGUUAUGAGACACCCCCCACUGUAACUUGCUUUUCCAGUAUAUGUACAUACAUUUUGUGACAGUGAAUAUUUGCACCUUAUUUUGCAAGUUGUUUUCCUCCAUGUGCAGUCAUCUCAUAAUUGCACCAUAAUAUUUAUUAAAUCAGAAAAUUAAGGGGCUGGAUUUUAGACACCCAGGAAGAUUUGUAGCAGGAAGAGGCUUCCUGCUACAAAUAUGAGCAGUAAUACUUUCGGCAGUUUUAAAAUGGGCAUGUGAAGGCUGAGUGUUCAUACUCCAGACACAAAAAUGCUUUGAUCCCAACCUACGCAGAGUGUACAGCUGGAGUUGCAUUACAUGAGGCACAGGCUGGCCACUUGUUAAGGUGGGUAUCAGGGGACUGCUGCUGCAAGGGCACCUGAGAGGGCUCAGCUGUGUUCAUUCAUCUUUUCUACAUCUGAUCUUCAUUUCCUCUCUGCUGUGCAGCAUAGCAUCCACCUGUGAGUACCAGUUCAGCCAGGUGUCUGUGCCCGCAGCCCAGGUGCAGAAAGCAGGGAGCUGCUCUCAGAUGCUUACAUCACCAUUCAGGUGCUGGGGAGUUACUUUGAAAGGAAAAACUAGGCUCUUCUAGCAGCACUAAGCUUAGAUGAGAAAUUACUUUUAAAACUAAAAGAAACCACAGGUUUCCAUAGGUAACCAUGUUUCAGGUGCCUAUGCUAGGGGUUCCUGUUUAGUUUUUUAACACCUGUAGCUGGGAGAGGAAGUUAGGCACAAGUGUCUGAAUCAUUCUCUUAUUUUCUAUGGCAGAGGAAGUUUCCUGCUUCACCCUGCACAGUGGUUUCCUCCUGCGGCAAACCACCUCUGACUGCUCUGACUUGGUGAUGACCUCAAAGCCAAAGAGCUCCUCUCCUGAGCUUACUCUGCACUUGUCUGCAGGGCAGCAGUGAGGACACAUCAGGGAAACAAAGUGCUGGUACCUGGAUUAUUUGGUUUUGGGUCUGAGGGGAGAGGAUGCAGUUUUUUCAACAAGUGCAUUUUAACAUUUACUCUUCUGGCCUUGCCCAUUUAAAGGUUUUCUAAUUCCUUCUUUCUGUGCCCUUAGGCAACCAGAUAAAUUAUAUCAGCUCAGAGAUAAAGUGUGGCCAGUCUUCCUCUCAGUUAAAUUUCUUUUUUUUCACAGUUUAAGGAACCAAAAGUGCCAUUUCAACAGCAGAAGGGCAAAAAGAAAUGUUCUGCUUUUUACAGAAAACAGCAAAGAACCAAAUUGUUUUGCUACAGUGGUACUAUCGCAGGUAUAUUUGUUUCUUAUUCAAAAUAUGAUUAUAAGUGGGUCCUAAUAGGAGUAUUAUUUCAGCUAGUGUCAUGUUGCACUCCAGAAAAGCAGUAUGAAUUCCUGGCAGAAGGUAGUGAGGAUGAAGCCAGAACAUGGGAGUUUGGUUGGUUGCUGGGUUUUUAUUUCCCUUAUAGCAUUACUAAGGUGUAGAUCACAUACUGAGUCACACAGAGCUCCUCAGUUGCAGGUGAGUCUUACUACUUUGGGGCCCAUUUGUGGCACCUGGUGUUGAGCUCUGCGUUCAUUCCCCUGCACCACUGGGGCAGACUCCAAACUAGAGAGCAUUUAACACUACAAGGGAUAGUUUGAUUUGGACUUUUUUGCCACAUGCUGGUGGGGUUUUAAGCUUUAUUUUGGAAUUCUGAGUUUGUCUAAGCUGAAUAACUUUCCUUUCUGAAUUUUCUUUCCUUCAAUUAAAAAAUGCCCAUGAAGGGGCAAAAAAAAAAAAACAAACCAGGUUGUGUUGCAGGGGCAGCACUCACUAAUACUGUGACACAGGCUUGGUCUAGUUGUGAGACGUUUAAGACACUAAACUGCAAAUGAGAUGAAAAACACACGCUAAUCCAGCACCAUGUAAAUUACUCUAAUUGCUACUAACCAACCACGGGGCAAUUAGUGACUUGGGUAAUGAUCAUUUGGUGCUCUGAGGCACUCGGUGGGGCAAGGACUCAGUGAGCUCUCUGUCAGCAGAUGGAUCUUGGGUAAAGGGGAGGUAGAGAAGGUAGAAGACUUGGAGGAAUAGGAACUAGUGCUGUGGAAAUGAAUGAGAAGGACCUUCAGUAACAGACUGUGGACACUACCCCUCCCUUAUUUAAAUGCUUGAAGGCAACUUGUCUUUUAGGAGAUUUUGGAACUCAACCGUUUGCUGCAGUGGAAAAUAAUUUCCUUCCAGCUUUCCCAAGAUGCCAAAGAUGCAUUCUGAGCUAAAUUCCAGGUAUGCAGAUGUGUGUACACCAGUCUCCUGUUGCCAGGGGUCUCAUACUGCAGACCUCUAGCACAUGUCUGGUGAGAGAAGAGGGUGCCACUCUUAGAUGUUGUGUGUCCCUUGCCUUUAAUCAACACUGGGAACUGGGUACACACUUGCAAAGGACAGCUUAACAAACAAAGCUGUGCCCAUGGCACCCUGCUGGCUGAUUUAUGCAGCACAAUAACGGUUGUACUUCUAAAAGAAAAGCAAAAUGUUUUGUCAUAAGUUUUAAUUGGAAAUCUUAGGCCUCCUAGUGGACUGCAGUGGACCAGAAAUGAACCAGAGCAGCAGUUUGGUUUAUGGCUUACACUAAUUGUUACCAGUCACUGGGAAUAUUCUGUAUAAUACUGGAGAUGCAAGUGUAAGAAGUGUCAUUGCAAUGAUGAUUUGUCUGUGCGGCAAACUUGUGCUGAGUGCUGUAAAUACAUUCAUGUUUACUGCUUUAAAAAGAAAAUUGCACAUUUUAUCUUUCAAUGGAAUUGCCUCCCCUCUUCUUCCCUUUCCAAACAGAAAAAAAAAAUAAUCAAAGCUCUUUUAGACUGAUAGCAUCAGGUUGGGGGGAGCUUUGCCAUAUUAUAAAUAUAUAUAAAUAUAUGUAUAAAUAUACUUUUUUAAGCAUGACAGAGGACAAAAGAAAUACUACGUUAUAGAGUACCCAAUAUAGCUCAUUAUACAAUGGAAUAUGCACAAUUCAAUAAAGAUGUAGUUAAAUUUAA